This is a messenger RNA of Odocoileus virginianus texanus, 5321 nucleotides long. It is a transcript of the gene RUNX2, whose product is annotated as RUNX family transcription factor 2. The record is from RefSeq and is a predicted model, not a curated record. Gene Ontology annotation, molecular function: RNA polymerase II cis-regulatory region sequence-specific DNA binding; ATP binding; DNA-binding transcription factor activity, RNA polymerase II-specific. Lineage: Eukaryota; Metazoa; Chordata; Mammalia; Artiodactyla; Cervidae. Gene Ontology annotation, biological process: hemopoiesis; neuron differentiation; chondrocyte differentiation. Gene Ontology annotation, cellular component: nucleus.
UUGUGGCUGUUGUGAUGCGUAUUCCCGUAGAUCCGAGCACCAGCCGGCGCUUCAGCCCCCCCUCCAGCAGCCUGCAGCCCGGCAAGAUGAGCGACGUGAGCCCGGUGGUGGCUGCGCAGCAGCAGCAGCAACAACAGCAGCAACAACAGCAGCAGCAGCAGCAGCAGCAGGAGGCGGCGGCGGCGGCGGCGGCCGCGGUGCCCCGGUUGCGGCCGCCGCACGACAACCGCACCAUGGUGGAGAUCAUCGCUGACCACCCGGCCGAACUCGUCCGCACCGACAGCCCCAACUUCCUGUGCUCCGUGCUGCCCUCGCACUGGCGCUGCAACAAGACCCUGCCAGUGGCCUUCAAGGUGGUUGCCCUCGGAGAGGUACCAGAUGGGACUGUGGUUACUGUCAUGGCGGGUAACGAUGAAAAUUAUUCUGCUGAGCUCCGAAAUGCCUCUGCUGUUAUGAAAAACCAAGUGGCAAGAUUCAACGAUCUGAGAUUUGUCGGCCGGAGUGGAAGAGGCAAGAGUUUCACCUUGACCAUAACCGUCUUCACAAAUCCUCCCCAAGUAGCCACGUAUCACAGAGCUAUUAAAGUCACAGUGGAUGGACCCCGGGAACCCAGAAGGCACAGACAGAAGCUUGAUGACUCUAAACCUAGUUUGUUCUCUGAUCGCCUCAGUGAUUUAGGGCGCAUUCCUCAUCCCAGUAUGAGAGUAGGUGUCCCGCCUCAGAACCCACGGCCCUCCCUGAACUCUGCACCAAGUCCUUUUAAUCCACAAGGACAGAGUCAGAUUACAGACCCCAGGCAGGCGCAGUCCUCCCCACCCUGGUCCUAUGACCAGUCCUACCCCUCCUACCUGAGCCAGAUGACUCCUCCGUCCAUCCACUCCACCACCCCGCUGUCCUCCACGCGGGGCACCGGGCUGCCCGCCAUCACCGACGUGCCCAGGCGCAUUUCAGAUGAUGACACUGCCACCUCUGACUUCUGCCUCUGGCCUUCCACUCUCAGUAAGAAGAGCCAGGCAGGUGCUUCAGAACUGGGCCCUUUUUCAGACCCCAGGCAGUUCCCAAGCAUUUCAUCCCUCACUGAGAGCCGCUUCUCCAACCCACGAAUGCACUAUCCAGCCACCUUUACUUACACCCCGCCAGUCACCUCAGGCAUGUCCCUCGGUAUGUCCGCCACCACCCACUACCACACCUACCUGCCACCACCCUACCCCGGCUCCUCCCAAAGCCAGAGCGGACCCUUCCAGACCAGCAGCACGCCAUAUCUCUACUAUGGCACCUCGUCAGGAUCCUAUCAGUUCCCCAUGGUGCCCGGGGGAGAUCGGUCUCCUUCCAGAAUGCUACCGCCGUGCACCACCACCUCGAAUGGCAGCACGCUAUUAAACCCAAACCUGCCCACCCAGAACGAUGGCGUUGAUGCCGACGGAAGCCACAGCAGUUCCCCCACCGUUUUGAAUUCUAGUGGCAGAAUGGAUGAAUCUGUCUGGCGACCCUAUUGAAACUUCCUCAGCAGUGGCCCCAGUGGUCUCGGUGGGGAGCCACAUCCCCAGUGUAUCGACAUAUACAUAUAUAGAGAGUGCAUAUAUAUGUAUAUCAACUCGCUAUCUACAAAGUGCCUGUUUUUUUAGAAAAUUUUCUUUUCUUCUUUUUGUUUUUUUUGCAUUCAGUCACUCUGUCACGAUCUUGCAACCCUAAGAGGGUAAAUCUUGUAAAGCGAAAGGCCCAAGAGAGAGACAGCCCUAACCAGGUUUCAGAUCAUUUUCUAUUUAAACAUGUACCUUUGCAAACAAACAAAGGGAAAAAAAAAGGUAUUUUUUGUUUGCUGUUGUUGUUGGGUCUCUUAUCCUCAAUCAUCUGUUCAGAUGCCAGUUCAGAGAGGUGGACUCCAAGUCCAGGAGGAAGAGCAAAGCCGCUUCCUCCCUGUGUUUUGAAACCACACGUCCUCACGGUUCACGGCGUUGCAACACGUGGACCUGUGCCCUGGGCAGACCUGCUUACAAAGCCGGUCCAGGUGCCCGCGAAGGGAAGAGAGGCAGAAAGGAAUGCUUCCACUCCCCUGCCAUCCACUCAGAGCAACUGUUCCAAACUUUUGCUUUCAUGCUUUCUGCAAGUACUCAUUUGAACUGUUUGGUUCAGUUGUUUUUAUUAUUAUUAUUUUUUCCUACUUUAAGAAAGUGACUUCAAAAACAAUACUGAUCAGGAUAGAUUAUUUUAUUUUACUUUUUCAUACUUCUUUUUUCCUUUUCCCAUUGAACCAAAAGGAAAUCCGAUACCGAACCACGUGCCCCCUCCAACCCACUCCUUCUCCUUUUAUGCAAAACUGAAAAUGGCAAUACCUUAUUAUAGCCAUAACGGUAGAGAUAGUGUUUGCGUUUGGCUGUGUGUUAUUUGUCUUCUUUUUUUUUUAAAUUAUGAAUAUGUGUAAAAUCUGAGGUAACUUGCUAACGUGAAUGGUCAUAUAACUUUAAAGAUAUAUUUAUAAUUAUUUAAUGACAUUUGGACCCUUGAAACAUUUCUUAGUGUAUUGAUAUGUUGACUUCGGUCUCUAAAAGUGCUCUUUAUUAAAUAACAAAUUUUUUCAGUGGGCUAGAGCCAUAUCUGAAAUAUUGCUAAGCAAUUUCAGUUCAUCCAGGCACAAUGUGAUUUUUUAAAAAUACUUCCAUCUCCAAAUAUUUUAGAUGUAGCUUGUUUUUGCGAUGUAUGAAGGAAUUGAUAUAUUUCGUUCUUUUCAGAUCUUUGAUUGCCUCUAACACAGCUUUGCCUUUUAAAAAAAAAAUAGCAAUAAUUAGAGAUUUAAAAAGCAACCCUGAGUCCUUUAUCACGUAUGUUGCCCUUUAUCAGCAUAAAAUGCUGGAGUGAUGUGGUUUCCUAAUUUCUUUGAAAUAGUGAUGACUCUCGUCAUAUUAAAAGACAAGCACAAGUGAAUCCUUGAACUGCAGAAUGGCGUUCUGUGGUUUCAUAGUUAAAGCAAAACUCAAAAUUGCCAGGCUUCAUGCUGAAGAUGCAGUCAGCUUAAAGCCACACACGUAGUUGAAGGAUCAGUCACGAUACUCAAGGUACAGGAGAAUAGAACUGUGCCAGGGAGCCUUACCCAACCUGCCUUACCCAGACAGUAAGUCAGGGGAACCCAAAUCUGCCUUAGCCUGGGCCCCACUGGCAGCUCUCCACAGAAUUUGCAUUUAAAGAAGCAGAAUUAAGUCACUGUCUUCUGGGAGCAGGGUCAUCUGAAGGGGCAGGCAAGUUCCAACAGGCAGCUGAUCUGAGAACACACAGCCUCUGAUACUCAUUGUAUUUCACCGUGGAGGGUGUCGGGAAGGCAAGGCUAGGUGGAAUCUGGUGUCUACUACUGUGUGUGAACCUGAGCUGAAGGCCUCCUGUCAGAUGCACUCUGAGCUCUCCUGGUCCUUAAUCCAAGCCAGGAUCCUGUCAUGACACCACCAGGCAGAUCCCCACCUGCCUCCCCCACAGGUCAGGGCUCUUUCAUUCAAAGUCUGUGCCCCCCCAACCCCCGCCCUAGGCAGAACCUGAUAGAGAUUUGCCUCCAGCCCCCAGAAGCCCCUUGCUUCCUGGUCAUCCUCCAGCCCACUUCAUAGACCCACCAAGCAUCUCAGGAUAGCUCAAGGGGCAUUGGACCUGUGCUUCUCACCUGGGAAUUCACCCUGACUCCCCCUAAGAAAAAUCGAGGGGAACACCAAACCAAACCAAACCAAGACACUUUGCCUUCUAAAGGUUGUAUACCGAGUAUGCCUAGAUAAAUAAGCCACUUUUCUAUUCCUAAAGAUGGAAGUAGUAAUGGAUACUAUUUAUUGUUUGUGUGUGGUAGCUUGAAGCACACCACCGUCCAUUUAUUUUUAAAUGUAAAAUAUGUGUGUUUGUUUCAGCAGCACUUAAAAAAGCCAGUGUCUGGUUACACAUUUCAAUCUUAAUUAAUUGACAUAAAAAUGUUAUCUCCAGUGCCAGCUAUACCCUAUUUAAUAAAAAAGGUACUAUAUCUGUACAUUCUUGUUUAAUGUUAAAAGGGCUUUUUUAAGUUUACAGUACACAUACUAAGUGACUUGAGGGACGCUUUUGUGUUGAAAUGUUAGUAAUAGUGGCUGCAGGCAGCAACCCAGAAACACUUUAAAAGCUUUUUUUUUUCUUGGGAAAAAUUCAAGCACUUCUUCCUUCUCUCCUCACUCUAACCAUUUCAAUGGGGCAAUUUACAUUUCUUAGAUUAAAUUUGGCCCUUUUUCAGCCUGGGGGUUAAAUUUUGCUUUUUUUUUUUUAAAAAAAAAAAGCAAGUCCUUAAUUUGCACUGAGUCACGUGCAUGAUUUGUGAUUUCAAGAUUAAAACAAAGCCUUUCUGCUACUAUGGAACCGUGACCUAGCCAGCACUGUACUUUCUUCAGGUUAAAAUGACAUGGUUUACAACGUCACCAGUACGGCCACUUUUUUAAAGAACAAAACAACAUAAAAAACCUGUUUUAACCUGUGUCAGAGUUCCAGAAUAGGUACCAAAGAUUUUUAGAUUUUUUGUGAAAUGACAUCCAGCUUAGAACGCAAAGAUUCAACAGCUCUGGUUCACUCUUCAGGCCGUCUUACCCCCACCAGGACCUUUUAAAAGUGGGCAGAGAACUGCACACCAUUAGGCCCCAUUCAUUGUGGAUUCAGAGGGGAGGAGAUGGGUGUACUGGCUCAAAGAGUUCCCUCCAUUACCAGGAAAGCGACUGACUCAGAGUCUAGGGAAAUACAUGAAAACACAAAGCAUUAGCAAAAACAAUAAUUAUACCUAUGACAUUCAAAAGAACUAUAAUAAAUAAAUAAAAGAUGACAUUUUGAAACCUUGAAUUUGUUGUUCUUAAAAAAGAUAAUGCCUUUGAAACGUGUUUUCUAUGUGAGAAGUUUUUAGAUGUUUGUUUACUUCAUGUUUACAAAUAACUGUUUGCCUUUUCAUGCAGUACUUUGAAAUAUUAUCAGCCAAAACCAUAACUUACAGUCAUUUCUUAGGUAUUCUGAAUAAAAUUCCAUUUUUUUUUUGGAUAUGCUUUACCAUUCUUAGAUUUCUGUGGAACAAAAAUAUUUGUAGCAUUUUGUGUAAAUACAAGCUUUCAAUUUUUAUUUUUUUUCCAAUCGCUGUUGCCCAAAACUUGCUUUCGUGCACAUAUUGUACAAAUUCUGCUUUGUGCCACAGGUCAUGAUUGUGGAUGAGUUUACUCUUAACUUCAAAGGGACUAUUUGUAUUGUAUGUUGCAACUGUAAAUUGAAUUAUUUGGCAUUUUUCUCAUGAUUGUAAUAUUAAUUUGAAGUUUGAAUUUAAUUUUCAAUAAAAUGGCUUUUUUGGUUUU